This is a messenger RNA of Ascoidea rubescens DSM 1968, 1620 nucleotides long. Its product is annotated as aromatic ring-hydroxylating oxygenase subunit alpha. The transcript has a single exon. The record is from RefSeq and is a predicted model, not a curated record. The annotation marks the transcript as partial. NCBI's taxonomy places the organism in Eukaryota, Fungi, Ascomycota, Saccharomycetes, Ascoideales, Ascoideaceae. Gene Ontology annotation, molecular function: 2 iron, 2 sulfur cluster binding.
CUUUAUUCCAUCUCUGAUUCUUUAUCGCAACACUGACACAACUGCUGGUUUUAAUUGGCUGCUUCGAGUGGAAUUUUAUAUGCUCUUCGAAUCAAAUUUGCAUUACUCUCUUUAGAAACUUUUCCUUUCACUGGCACUCUCUUUAUCGUCAUGUAUCUGGUCCAUUGGUAUGUUCAGCUAUCUGGGGUAAUUGAACUUCCUCACUUGACUUUUAUUCCAUCUCAGCAAAUGGCGUGAAAUUGCCAGAACGAAUAUGUUUAUUGGAUACAUAGGAUGGGAUACAUAGGAUGGGAUACAUAGGAUGGGAUACAUAGGGUGGUAUAAAUAUUCUGCUUUUUCUCUCUUGUCUUGUCUCCCACCAUCUUGUUUACGCAACUCAAAACAAACAAAAUUGGUUUUGUUGAGUGUGCUUUCAAAAUGUCAACUGCUAAGGUAGCCAACUUGCCCAUCUCGUCCAACACCAUCAUCGACGAAUCCCCCAUCUCCUUUCCUGCUGAAGAACUAUUCGAGCUAGAAAAGAGAGCUAUCUUGAACCAAUCAUGGCUCUACAUUGCCCACUCUUCGCAGUUGAAAAAAGCUGGUGAUUAUUGUUCAUUUUCGUUGGCUGGUAUCCAGUUUUUUUUAAUCAAAAACAAGCAAAAUCAGAUCAACUGCUUCCACAACGUCUGUCGCCACCGGGCCUAUCCUGUCAUUAGAAAGGAAAAGGGUUCUUCCAUCAUCUUGGGUUGUAAAUACCAUGGUUGGUCCUACAACACCGAUGGCUUACUCACCAAAGCGCCUCACUUCAACAACGUCGAUGGGUUUGUCAAGUCCGAAAACAGUUUAUACAAGAUCAAUACUCAUGUUACGUCCCAGGGUCUAGUGUUCAUCAAUUUUGAUAGAUCAGCUGAGAACAACCUCCCCAUCUACUCAUUUGAUCAAUUCUUCAACUCGUUUGAGUCAAAGCUAGCUGAUUUCGAUAUCAAUGACUAUACGUACACCACUUCUUACACACUAGAGGGCGACUUCAACUGGAAAGCGUAUCUCCAUUCAAACGAUCACUUCACAUUCAACCAGUCCAACGAUUCACAUUUCAAGUCAAUCAACCAUUUCCUCAAAAACACAGUGCAAUAUAACCCACUGCAACACGAAUCCACCCAACAAUCAACCGCUACUAAAUCAUGGUUUGGCUGGGGCUCGUCGGUUGAAACUAACAAAGUCAGCUCUCCACAAUCAGAAUCCAAAACUGACAUAUUUACUGGCACUUCAUUCAUCCUAUUUCCUCUCUCUUCAAUCAAUGUGUUUGGUCCUGCUUGGUAUUCGUUGAAGAUUUCUCCUGUCUCGCACAAUAAAACCACACUACAAUAUGAUAUAUACUCCAAAAAUGACAUAUCGGAUUUCAAGAAAAACGAAUUUAUCGAAUUUAUUAAACAAUAUGAACUACGCAAGUUCAACCACUGCUUGAAGAUGGCACAUUCAAGCGAUGCUCGAGAUGAGUCCAUUGUGUUUCAACAAACUAAAAAUCACUUUGAGUUGGAAAAUAAAAACGGAAGUCCUAUUAAUCCGGCGUUUGUGGGUGGUAAAGCUCCAUCAAAAACAUCUCAGGAAUUGGAUGAAUUAUGCAAACAGGUUGAGUGUCAA